UAGACAGCAAAGCUCUGGACAGCAGCUCAGAUCGAGGUGUGUCCCUCAGCCUUCGUUGAGAUUUGCCGUGUGGUCUUGAGCAAGUCUUUUAAUCCACUUUGUGCAUCAGCUCCCUGGUUGCAAAAUGCUGAAGCAUUUCCCAAAAUAAAAUGUAGCAGUAACUGAAUUACUGGUACUCCUCAGCAAUGAGGAGCAAAGUAAGCAAUUUAAGAAAAAAAUGAAAAUCAAAUGACCAAAUUAUUAAAGCCUGCUUCUUGUCAAAGGGUAAAUAUUUCCUUUUUGUUUUCUGCUUAAUUUAAUAAAAAGGAAAUACUAAAAAUCAAACUGGAUAAAGCAUGGUUAUAAUGCUAGUAGGUGUAGCAACUCAGAAAGCUGGUCUGUGUGCCUUAGGACUCUCCUUUAUUGGUCCACAUUGUGAAACCCUGUAAAUGUUUGGGGGAGUUUAAAUUCCAGUCAUCUUAAUUAGUGUCUAAGAGCUGAAUGGGUCUUGUUUAAGACCAUUUUUUAUGGCCCUCUCUUCAAAGACUGAAAUUCAAAAGGAUAACUGAAAUGUUGGUAUGGACCUUACAAUGGAUCUAAAAGUAUUACAGAUAUUUAUAUUAGGGACAUAUGUAUAACCUACUUACAGAGGCACCUGUCAUGUAGCACAGAAAGUGUUUAGCGUAUGUUAAAGAUGACUUCACAUGUUACGUUACAAAUAUAUUAUAGACUGAACAGGAAUUAGUCGAUGGCAUGGUAAUAAACUUGGAAAUAAUAUAUGAUUCUCUGUUCAGAAGCAGUUAUGAACAAGGAUAAAAACAACCCUGUUCAGAGAUUUUAAUGAGUCAUGGAUUUUAUCAUAAAUGAAUACUAAUGAGUUCAACUUGAAGUAUGUCCUUUUUGAUGUUUUUUAUGAUUAAAACUGUUUGGGUGGUCUAUCUUAAAUUGAGUUCUUUUACUGUUCAAAGAGAGAUCCUUUUUAGGUGUGCAUGUGUUGGUGGUUUUUUUUUUUUCAAAGAGGAGUAAUUUGUGCUUAUAUCUUCUGGGGAGUGCAAAACACUGGAGUUUGCACUUUUAGCUAUAUAGUACUGCCUGCACAGUGAGUGCUGCUGAAAGCUGAGACUCCCCGCAUAAUCCUGUUUGGUUUUUUUUUUCCAGUCUAUUAAUAGAACAAAAUACUAAAAUGCUUAAAUACUUGACAUGAGUAACUGUGCUGCUUUUGAACUGAAAACAAAAGCUGCCUACGGAGAUGAUUUUUUUUUUUUUUUCUUAAAAGGCUAGUCCCAGGUGUGUUAAAUAUGUACUUCUUUCCUUUUUCUUUCACAUGCCUAACCAGGACAUACCCAGUGGGACCAAUAUCUCUUUUGCAGUCAUUGCUGCAAACUAUUCUGUGAGAAAACGCAAAUUAUGCUAUUGAGCUGUUCUCUCUCUCUUCUUAGAAAUUAUUAUGAUCCUGUAAGUUUUGUGAAAAUUCGGAGAGGUAGGUAAAGUAUACCCCAAUGGAUGCCUCCCACCAGGCAAGGCUUGGAGAAGCUGGCCAAAGUCAGCUCCUGCACGCUCAGCUCGAUGGUGGCUCUCAGUCCUGGCAGCACAGCUAAGGCAGUGCCGUGGUAGUGCCUGUCUGCCAGAACACCACUUUAUUUUUGUCCAGCGAUUAUCAGGAAGGCUGUCCAAGAGGAGCUAGGGAUUACGGGGCAAACAACACAAAGCUGUAGGAAACCAGGUUUUGGCAGUUGUGUUGUAGGCUGAUCAAGCUUGCUCAUGUAGCUGCCAUCUCUCCUGCAGAUUUUCUUUAAGAGGCCUUAAAGCAGCUCUUGUCAGUUUGAAAUACAGUAUUUUUGUUGAGCUUUUUUGUUUCUUGCUGAGCUUAAUUUUGGGUGUUUCACCAGGUGCUGUCUGCUGCUGGUGACUUUGCUUUGCUUUUGAAAUGCCUUCUAGAGAAGGAGUAAACAUUGGAAGUUUGCUUAUCUGAAACACUGUUAAUCUAUGAAUAAACUGGAAACAGCUGUAUUAAUUUAAAAUGUUAUUUGUAGGCCCCUGAAUUUGAAAGCAAAAAAAAAUAGUAAAUGUAAAAAUCUUCUGGUCUCCAGGAAUCUCGUUAUUAACAAGAAAGUUUCGGGUGUUUGGGAUGACAAAAGAUGACUGAAUUUACAAGGAGAGAAGGCUGGUACAUGAGCCUUACAAACCCUCAUGCAAAUGGAGUUUUAUUGUCAUUGAAAAGGAGAAGAUCACAAACAAAAACCCCACUAAAAUACAAAGCAAUCCACCCCCCAAGCAAGAAUCCCCCAAAACAUUGUCUGCAGUGUUGUGUAACAAAAGUGAUAGUGUUAUGCAAGGGAGGGAACAGUCAAGAAGUGAAAAGACUAUAAACAAAAUCUGGGAAGGGAAUGCCACCCUGUGUGCAGGCAGGUUUGUGGUUGUGUUUUGUUGUGUUUAUUUUAAUAGGGUGCUGCUAAUUACCAACAUGAAGACACUAGUUUCAGGAUUUAGACAAAUUCCAUUGAGAGCUAUGGAGUCUGAUACAGCUUUGUGCAUGGAAAAUUCCAGAGCAGUGGAAGAGAAGAUAAAAGAGGACUCCAUCGCACAGAUUACUUGCUCAGUCCUGGGGUUCCCCACUGCUGAGCCCAACCUCAGAAAUGAUAUCUUCAGUGUACAGCAUUUUGGUUCUCCGCCAUCCUCCAAGUGCUAUCAGUCUGUCUUGUUAAUGAGUACAAAUUCUGCGUUUAGCAACAAAACCGGUAAGCAAACGAAAGCAGGAGAGCUCGACUGCUCCAAGAUGAGAAAUUCAUUACAUAAUGGUGCUGACACAUCAUUUGGUCGGAUUAGUCAUUCAGAACCUGAGGAACAGGUCAAAGGGGAAACAUUUUCAGAGACCACAUCUCCGAAUUUGGCAGAAACACAGAGACUUUUGGAUUCAAAUGUAACCGAAUCCAGUAAUGCAGAAGAAAUGCAGCUUUUAAAUGGUAAAUGGUACAAGAAGAAUGGUUUUUUGGGUAGGGCUUUGGAAGUCUGCACUGAAACAAUAAAAGGGGAUUUAUUACACCAAAUUCUUCACGGGCCUUCAGAAGGGAUUUUGAGCUGCACCCCGGAGGAGGUGUAUGCUCGCUUACUCCAGUGUGUCACUAAGCAACAAAUGGAAAUCAGUCGCGCCAAAAGAACUCAGAAACGUUUACAAAUGCUCCUGGCAAAGCAUGUUAUCAAACACUGUGAUCAGCAGCUGAAAUGCUUCGUGAAAUAUCAGCUACAAAGAAUGAAGGUUUUCCAUGAGCCAACCAGAUUUUUGAGCAGUAGCUCCCUCAGGUGCACUGAAGGUUGGCCAGAAAACAACACAACUACUUUGGAGAGUAGUUCUAGUACGGAUGUACAGAACGGAGUUAGCAUUGCACCACGUGAAAUCCGGGGGUUUGCACUUUCUACUGGAGGGCUGCUGUCUCGUGUGGAGAAGGAUCUGGACUCUGAUGCAACAUGUAGCAGCUCAGAUGAAGAUGGUGAGGAACGGACUGUAAGAACAGCUGUGGAAGCCAGCUAUACUUCUGAAUGGAAGUGGCUUGCAGACAGAGCUAGAAUUGGCAGCCGUUGGACAUGGCUUCAAGCCCAGAUUUCAGAACUAGAAUACAAAAUCCAACAACUAACUGACCUUCACAGGCAGAUACGUGCCACCAAGGGGAUGGUGAUCUUAGAAGAAUUCCCAUUUCCAAAAGACAUUUUGAAGAAGCAAAUACAAUUGACAGACCAAGAAGCUUUAUUAAACGCCACAGGGAAUUCGCAAGCUGCCAUUGAGAGACAGGAUUCUUUGCCGGAGCAUGACUUUGAAAUGUCACCCAGCAGUCCUACCCUGCUUUUACGAAACAUAGAAAAACAGAGUGCACAACUGAGUGAAAUCAUCAGCAGCCUAAUUGCUCCACUCAAUCUGUCUCCAGCUUCUUCAUCUCUUUCAUCCAAGACCUGUAGGCACAGACAGCUGGUCAAUGGCAUCUCCUUCAGAGCUUCAGACAACAGAGAAGUAUCCUCUUCAAGCAGCUGGUUGCUUGAUCAUCAGCACAUCAAGAAAAGACGAAGAGACAGGACAAGACUAAGAUCUCUCUCUGUGGCUAAUGUGAGCACAUCUGCCCGAACAAGGCCACUUCAUAGUUUCCAGAAGAGGAAACUCUACAGAAUGCACAGGGCCUGUUACUGGAAUCAGCAGACUUCACCAUCUAGAGAUGCCUCCUUUCCAUAUAAAACUCAGUUACCGUGUAUGGUGCCAGCCUCCGCUUUGACCAGUAGUGAGUACAGCUCAGAAUCUAAAAUACUGGAUUAUGUGCAAGAGCUGGACUCUUCCUUUCAUCCAGUCUUAUCAUUCCCUUCAGAGAUUCCUCUUCACAUAUACUUUGAAACAUUAUUAAGGAAGGAUGACAUCAAAGGAGAACCUGUUGAUACCUCAUCUUUGGGAGUGGAGUUUAAAGUAUCUCCAGACAAUGACUAUAAUCAACAUAAUGUUUCUGUCAAACAAUGGAGCAGUGACUGUUUAUCUAAUUCGAAAUCUCAGUCAGUGUCAGGAACAUCUGACCAGCUGUCAGAAGGAAGAAAGAAAAGACAUCUAAGUGAGACAGCAGUAGGCGAACGUAACGGUAGGUUUGAGACAUUCUCCUUUCAACAUGCAGAACCAGAAUCCCAUAGCAGUUUUGCUGCCAUGACCAAUGUCAAUGCGAUGUCUAGGCCCACUCACAGCACUUCAUCCCAGCAUAACUCCAGGAGGAGGUUGAGAAGUGAGAGCUCCUAUGAUAUAGACAACAUUGUUAUUCCAAUGUCGCUGGUGGCACCAUCGAAGUUGGAGAAACUACAGUACAAAGAAAUCCUUACCCCAAGCUGGAGAGUUGUUGAAUUUCAACCUUUAGAAAGAUCUCAUACAGAUGAAGAAGAGAUAGAAGAUCUGUCAGAUGAAGUUUUUUCCUUACGUCAUACAAAGUAUGAAGAAAGAGAGCGAGCAAGGUGGUCGCUGUGGGAGCAGAGCCGCUGGCCCAGAAGGAAUAGCAGAUCUUACAGCAAAAAUGCUGACGGACGACACAGCCAAGAUUCGGUGCAGAAAGACCACCACAGCAGCUCCUGUGCCCCGCUGCAUUGCGCUGCUGAACCUGUUUCCGACUUGACAUCAGAAGCACACAGCUCUGUUGGUUCAGGGAUUGCACAACUCUGCAGGGAGAGCCAAGAAGGGAAGUCUGGGCUGUGGGAACUUCGAGUUUUUCCACUAAAAGAUGAAGAGGUAGAAGCUUUACUGUGCCAAGAUCAAAUAACGAAUCAGACUGAAAUGUCAAGUGCAGCUUUCUCCAGCGACUCUCUCUGUACUUCAUGCAUACCCAUUGGUUUGCCAGACAAUGGCCAGCCACCAAGAAAACAAUCUACUGAAGAGCCAGAAGACUGCGAAAACGUUUGCCUGGGAAUCAACAAUACAAGAAAACAAAGGUGACAGGGAAUAAUGUGGUUCAUUAAGAAAGCCAAUUAAGGUGGAGAAAAGUGUAAGGUAAAAUCUCUCUUGUUCACACAGCAUAUGACAGCACAAUUCAAAACCCGUACGUUAGCUGCAUAUAAUAUAUUUUCUUUCUUGCUUUGUAACAGGCAGGAUAAAUUCCAAAGACAACACUUUCUUCUUCCUGAACCCCAAGAGAAAGUAAUUAUUUCAAGCUGGAAGUCUAAUAUUCCCAAUGUCGGGAGUGGGCGCACAUAAAUUGCUGGCACCAUUCACUUUCUGUUGUCAUAUUGCCACAUUUAUUAAUAAUCAUCCUUUUCUGUUUUGUUUGUUUUCAAAUGCAUUUCUGGUUCUGGUGGAUUCUGUUGCAGCAGGAGAUGCUGUCUACCUUAACCAACAACUUCAACUGAACACAGAAAAACUACUUGAAAAAAUAGUGGGGAGAAGCGAUAGCCUCGGAUUAUUUUCCUGUGUGGCAUGACCAUGGGGCAGAAAUCUGCCUCUCUAAAUGCAUGUGUGUAAUCUGUGUGUAAGAUAAGGGUAGGUGAGAACCAGCAGUUUCAAAGCAGGCGUUCUGGAAGCCUUGCAUCUAGCUUAAAAUCUGUACUCAGCUCUCCGUAGUGCCAGGGCAUUGUUUCAUGUAGAUGUCCCUCAAGCAAUAAGAUAGAAAUAGACCACUGCAUUUCAAUAGUCGAUAUAUCUGCUACUCAGAAAGUAGGGUUUCUGCUUCAGUCGUGUGGGUAUAGAGAAAUGGAAGGAAGGAGGAGUCGAGUCAAAUCAGUGACGCAGCUCUUUGAAUAUUGUGGUUUGGGUCAUCUUAACUUCCUUGGUCCUCCAGUAGUAAUGAGGCUCAUAAUAUUUUGCUUUAAUAUGUUAAAGACAAAGUCUCGUUCCAAUUUCUGUACAGUGCCUUGUAAGAGUCUCGUAAGUAUGCCAACAUUUGGUGACUAGCUGAAAAGGAAAAGAUGAUUGAUGUCUAAAAGACCAAUAAAGAAAGAAGCCCCAAAGCUUUCCAUUGUGAUUCUGGAUAGAUUUUUAAUUUCCCAGUGAGUUCACAGUGAGGAAACAAAAGCAAGUUGUUUAAACUUGCAUCUGAAUAGCACAGCUUGGAAUGUAUCUGCAAUCUCAAGAGGUAUUAACAAAGAUUAAACAUUGAAUGUAGGUAUAAUCCAUCAACAGGAGGUUUUUCUGUGUAGGACAGUUGAAGGCAAUUUAAUAGGAGUCUCUGUUUUUGUGCAAAAUUUUCUUCCAUGUGUAAUAUCUGGAAUGGCACUGGACAGAUGACCCAGUUUUAGUGUCAAAAUUUUUUUUUUUUUUUGUCAAAAUGACAGGAAAUAUACACUGGGCAUCUGAAAACAGUAGAGUUUCAACACUACAACCUAUUGCUACAUUGUAGUUUAUUGCACAUUCUGAUUAUUUUUUUAAACACUUUUUUAACACUGGUUUGUCUUAAACUUGAAUCUUGCCUCAAUGUCUGAUACAAUAAUCUUUGAUGCAAGGUUGGUUUUUUAAUUAAAAGUUAUUUCUAUA
This is a messenger RNA of Harpia harpyja (harpy eagle), 6955 nucleotides long. RefSeq names its product KAT8 regulatory NSL complex subunit 1 like (gene KANSL1L). The transcript is spliced from 15 exons. NCBI's taxonomy places the organism in Eukaryota, Metazoa, Chordata, Aves, Accipitriformes, Accipitridae. The record is from RefSeq and is a predicted model, not a curated record. Bases 2309 to 5425 code for a protein of 1038 amino acids. Gene Ontology annotation, cellular component: NSL complex. Gene Ontology annotation, molecular function: histone acetyltransferase binding.